AUGCACCGCAUCGCUUUCUGGAGUCUCUUCGGCCUCGGCGCCCGAUUCUGGCAAAUGGGUAUCGAGAUGCGUCCCUUCUUCAGCAAGUCCUCCCUGUGGGUGUACCCCGUCUACGCAGCCGGCGGUGCCAGCUUCGGAUAUUGGCUCCAGGGCGUCGACGACAGACAAACCGACACACUGAGGGAGCGAAAGAACAUCCUCCUCGAGAAGCGAGCGCGCAAGGCCGAGAAGGAUGCCCAGGCUGAGGCUUAA
This is a messenger RNA of Fusarium pseudograminearum CS3096, 252 nucleotides long. RefSeq lists its product as uncharacterized. NCBI's taxonomy places the organism in Eukaryota, Fungi, Ascomycota, Sordariomycetes, Hypocreales, Nectriaceae. Bases 1 to 252 code for a protein of 83 amino acids. The record is from RefSeq and is a predicted model, not a curated record. The transcript is spliced from 2 exons.